GAGUCGCGCAGCUCGAGGAAUUGCCUCAGAAGGCAAGAUGGAGACCCAGCCUGCAGCGAGACGCUCCUCCCAGCAUUCCUAGCGGCCGGCCCGAAGCCGAGGCGGAGGGAUGGGGAUCCGGCGGGGCCCGGCGAGCUGCCGGGGCUGAGGCGCAGCCACGGGCCUGGUCGUCGGGCGCUCGCCGAGAGCCGAGAUGGAGACGUGGCGCUGUGUGAGGAGGGGCUACGGCCGCUGCGUGGCGGGGCGCGGCCGGUACUCCAUGUUUCCCUAUCCUCUGAAGAGUUUGGGGCAAGACUGGACCACACCACGGGCGGAACUGCAGAGGUAUUGCUGGAACAGACACAUUUCCAGUUGUCUGAGGUGGCCAGGACAUUACUCACGUGCACCUUACCCAUACUUCAGUAGCAGGCAGUUCUCACUGAACUGUAGAGCACCCCUUCUGUUUGACUCUGGAACUCCCUUUCAGUACUAUAAUUGGAGAUCUGACCAUCUGAGCAACACAGCCUUCAUCCAUCUCUCUAGUCACGUCAUGAAUUCUGACAGAGAUGAGCCCUCAUCUAAAAGAAAAAAACACCAAGGAACUAUAAAAAGGAAUUGGGAGUAUUUAUAUGGCCAUAAUAAAGAAAAAACGAAGGACCUAGAAGACAAAACUGUUCACUCCAUGUGUGAGGACAGUGAAGAGAAGUUUGACUUUUCAGUGAUGUCUUACAAUAUACUCUCCCAAGAUUUAUUGGAGGACAACUCGCACCUCUACAGACAUUGCCAGCGUCCAGUGUUACACUGGAGUUUUCGGUUUCCCAAUAUUCUCAAAGAAAUCAAACAUUUCGAUGCAGAUGUGCUUUGUCUACAGGAAGUUCAAGAAGAUCAUUAUGGAACAGAGAUCAGGCCAAGUCUGGAAUCACUAGGUUAUCACUGUGAAUAUAAGAUGAAGACAGGAAGUAAACCUGAUGGCUGUGCCAUCUGCUUCAAACACUCCAAAUUUUCACUCUUAUCUGUGAACCCAGUGGAGUUCUGCCGCCGUGAUAUUCCUCUGUUGGACAGAGACAACAUUGGAUUAGUUUUACUCCUGCAGCCCAAAAUCGCUCGUGCUGCCCCUCCCUCCAUCUGUAUAGCUAACACACAUCUGCUGUACAACCCACGGCGAGGUGAUAUUAAGCUGACCCAGCUGGCAAUGCUGCUGGCAGAGAUUUCCAGUGUGGCCCAUCAGAAAGAUGGCAGCUUCUGUCCCAUCAUCAUGUGUGGUGACUUUAAUUCUGUUCCUGGUUCUCCACUCUAUAGUUUCAUAAAGGAAGGAAAACUGAAUUAUGAAGGACUUGCCAUUGGAAAGGUAUCUGGCCAGGAACAGUCUUCACGGGGACAAAGAAUCUUAUCUAUUCCAAUUUGGCCCCCAAACCUAGGCAUCUCACAGAGCUGCGUAUAUGAGCCACAGCAGGGUCCCAGAGUAGAGAAGACAGACAGCAAGCUGACGCAAGCCCAGCUGGAGAAGGCAGAGGUCCUCAAGCCAGCUGAAAAAGUGUCCUCGCACCUGCAGCACCACUUCAGCUUGUCGUCUGUGUAUUCACAUUACUCUCCUGACACUGGAGUUCCAGAGGUGACCACCUGCCACUCCCGGAGUGCCAUAACUGUGGACUAUAUUUUCUACUCUGCGGAAAAGGACGGUGCUGCUGGGGGCCGAGGAGCUGAAGUUGCUUUGGUUGGUGGCUUGAAACUUCUAGCUAGACUGUCACUUCUUACAGAACAAGACCUGUGGACUGUGAAUGGCCUUCCCAAUGAACACAACUCCUCAGAUCACCUGCCUUUACUGGCCAAGUUCAGGCUUGAGCUCUGACAGUAGCUGUUACUGUCUGUAUUUUCAAAGGCUGGAAAGAUAUUAAUGGUUUGCAUGCUGUUCAGUUUUGUGCUGUGAGGUUCUGAAUUUCUCUUAUAUGCUUGAAACAGAUCGGAAGAAACAAGUUUAUAACAGUUUUUUAAUGAAAUAUUUUUGUGAUAACUGAUGUCUAAACACUUUAUUGUAAAGAGGUAUAAAUGACUUCUAAGUCCUGGUAAAGUUGACAGCAUUUUUAAAAUGUGCUUCACUUCCUUGGUCCUGCAGAUAGGAAUUCAGUGCUUUUCCAUAUAUCUAGCGGUUUUGCCAGGACUUGUAAAGCUCAGGUUGUUGCCUUUUCUGGAGGCCUGAUUUCCCUAGGAGAAGCCUAUGCUAGCUGAGAGCUGACGGGUUCUUAGAAGUCUCUGGGUCACUCAUCUGCAAUGUUCACCCACAGUAGCUUCUGGAGAGGCUGGAAAAUGCUCUUGAGUUGUAGAGAGUACUUGGCCCACUUCCCUGCCAUCCUGAGUGAUGGGGUAUACCUACACUUUGUUAAGGAAAGAGUUGAGAAAAGAGAGCUAGGCUGUUAGCCACACAUGGUGGCACAUACCUAUAACCUUAGUACUUGGAAUGUGGAGGCAGGAAGAACAGCUCUUAAAAAAGAGGCAAUGUCCUCUAUGUAAGUCCACUCCUGCGCUGGACAGGGGUUGCCCCAAGGAAAGCAGAUGAGCCAUGUGUGACCACGAGCUCCAAUUAAUUCCAGCACCUGGGAGACAGAGGCAGGAGGAUCACUGUAUAUUCCAGGCUAGCCAGGGCUACACAGCAAGACCCUGUCUCAAAGACAGAGAAAAAGGAAACAGACCCCAAGUUAUACCUCUACCCCCCUGCACUUUCCUGUUUAGUGACAAGUAGAAAGCCCUUGGGUCAGGAGUGACAUUUUGUUGAGCCAAUUUUGUAUAAAUUAGAAAAAUGGUCUUUGGAAGGAAGUGGCAGCUCUACAGCUAUUUGCUGUUUGCCUCCAACACACAGAACCAGGGCAAGAGAGGUGUGGCUUAGACCUGGGAGCCCACACUCCACGCUCUUUGCACCAAUGAACUGUUGGCUGCAGUGCUGGGCGCCCUGGUACCGUGGUGCAGCGGUGCAACGUGGCACUGCCCUGUCCCUGAAGCUCACGGCCGCCAAGCCGUGCCAGCCCUGCACAAGAGUGGGGUAAAAGAACUUUAAAUGUAAGUAGAAAUUUCCUCUGCUUUUUAAGGUAGUAAAUCAGAUUUCAGGCAUUUUUACUAAGUCAUUACUGUGCAGUAAAUCACAAAUGUUUUCUACCGUGAGUUUUAUUAGUAGAGUUUAGACGUUAAGUUUUUGCAGUUUACAGUUUUAACUCAUUUAUGGCAAUUAUUUUACGCCUACUGGAUGACUGCCUCAAAAGGUAUGCAGAUGGUAAAGGUGUGCCCAGUGAAAACUGCAGUAAGCAAACUCUCUCACUUUGGCUUUUGUGAAGAGUGUUAACUGUAGUGCCAGGAUGCCCAGUUUUAAUAGUACUUUGUGGAGUGUAAAGGGUCCUGGGUAGAAGACAUAAUUGUCAUAUUUCAGUGGUAAGUGUCCCUAUUUAAUAUGGGGAGUUUUUGAGUGAACCCUAUAAACAUCAUUGCUGGCAAACUAACAUUCCUGAAAACCUCUGUAAAGUUUUUAUAUCCUGGUGAAUAUUUUGUGAAUUGAGGCCCAUUUCAUGUAUGCACUUUGAUACAGUUAAUGUGUAAAUUGCUGUUGGCUUAUCAAUAUUGUGGCCACAGGACACUUCUCACAAGCUUUUAAAGCUCCAAUAAAAUGAUCUAUUUUCUCUA
Molecule: messenger RNA, 3645 nt
Organism: Psammomys obesus (fat sand rat)
Lineage: Eukaryota; Metazoa; Chordata; Mammalia; Rodentia; Muridae
Gene: Angel2
Product: angel homolog 2
Exons: 9
Coding region: 194-1828 (544 amino acids)
Biological process (GO): 3'-UTR-mediated mRNA stabilization
Molecular function (GO): 3'-5'-RNA exonuclease activity; mRNA 3'-UTR binding
Source: RefSeq, a predicted model, not a curated record